Metarhizium album ARSEF 1941 is the source of this 1098-nucleotide messenger RNA. RefSeq names its product beta-ketoacyl synthase. NCBI's taxonomy places the organism in Eukaryota, Fungi, Ascomycota, Sordariomycetes, Hypocreales, Clavicipitaceae. The transcript has a single exon. The coding region runs from base 1 to 1098 and encodes 365 amino acids. Gene Ontology annotation, biological process: biosynthetic process. The record is from RefSeq and is a predicted model, not a curated record.
AUGGAAGUCAUUGCUUUGAUCCAGGGCGAUGAGAUGUCUAAUCUUACCCCUCUGUUCCUUGUACAUGCCAUUUCUGGACUUGCCCUGCCCUUUUUACACCUGGAGUCUCUAAGUGAUGACGACAGACCUGUAUACGGCAUCACGAAUCCUAUCCACUGCCCCGGUGGCCAUGGCUUCAAACCUCCCUCCAGUCUCAAAGAUGUGGCUGCCUUUUAUCUCGACGGCAUUCGUGGAAUCCAACCUGAAGGGCCGUACCUCCUGGGGGGGUGGUCCAUGGGUGGCAUGAUCGCCAUGUUCAUGGCGCAAAUGCUGGAGGCUCAAGGAGAAGAGGUUCACAAAGUCAUCAUGAUUGAUUCUGUCAAUCCCGAAGUCUUCCCCGAAUUCGAAAGCGCGGAAGAACAUGGUGAAUUUGUCAAAGCCACCUUUGAGCGCACUAUUUCGGCUGGUGGACUACAAUCCGACGAUGAGGGCGACGGCGACGGCGGCGGCGACGACGACUUUCCCGUCUCGUCCGCCGUCGACGACACCCACGACGCGGGCGACUACGUCGCGACUCGGUCUCGGCGCUCUAGUCUCUGCAACAGUCCCUCAAGCUCGGGGACAUGGAGUGCUCGAUCCAGCGCAGCCAGCAUCUUCGACGCCAACAGCCCCUUUAUGUCUCCGAGGUCUCCGAGGUCUCCCCUUUCCGACGAUUACUUGACUGAUGACACUGAUUGCAGCUGCGACUCUGACUGCGAUGAGCCGCCCGGCAUGGAAGUCUUCUUGCAAAACAUCAAGACCCAUAUCCAUCGCGGUCUCGAUCUCGUCUCCAGCGUCAAGCCCGGCGACCUCUUUACCCCCGGGACCAAGUCCGAUUUCGACGCCAUCCUCGUCAAGUGCACCACGAGACCUGUCGACGUGGAAAGGAAAUACAAAGAGCAUGCGGGUGCUCAGCUGAUUGAGACGGUCAUGCGAGAGCAGAACAUGCGAUGGAACCCUCUACAGUUUCGCAGCUUCCAAUCCAUCCCAUUCAGCGGCGACCACGACAGCGCGUUUCAACCGCAAUUUGUUGGAGAACUGAGUGCCAUCCUGCGGGAGUGCAUUGAAGACGUCGAGUAG